Messenger RNA from Misgurnus anguillicaudatus (oriental weatherfish), 3554 nucleotides. NCBI's taxonomy places the organism in Eukaryota, Metazoa, Chordata, Actinopteri, Cypriniformes, Cobitidae. The record is from RefSeq and is a predicted model, not a curated record.
GAGCGCUUCCCCGUGUCUCGCGCUUCUUCAUUCAUACCGGGAUUCCGCUCGAGAAGGGAGUAUAACAGUCGCGCGCUUUCUCAGUGAGGAGAGAGUUUAUUUAAGAAGUUAAAAGUUUAACUUGCACUCGUUCGGGUUGGAGAAGAAAGAAGUUGUCAUUGUUUAUUCGACUCGGUCGCCUGCUGCCUAAAGUUUAGUUAAAGGAGAGACAAUAACUCGAGUUGUUUUUCCUCCGGUCAGUGUUCAGAUCGUUGAUGGUUUCUACUCUUGCUCUUUUACGUUUGGCUGUUUUCGUAUUCGCAGAAAAACACGGGGUCGUUUGUAUUUUCGUCGAAUUAGCCUUUCCUUUUGUGUUUCUGAUAUUUUUGUGGAUUAAGUUUUUGCCACGUUAACUUGCGUUUACCGUGGAAACUUCUCCGCUGCUGGGUUUUGUGAUUUUUAUUCGUGGUUUUCACAGGUGAGGAGUUUUGAACAACGGCUUGCAGUCUUAAAUUAGUGUUAACCCAACUUCAAUGUUCUUUAUCCUCUACUCAUAAAGAUCGUGUUGAAACAUUUGAAACGGGGUUUUCGCUUCAAACAUGGAUAAGUACGACGAUUUGGGACUCGAGGCGAGUAAAUUCAUUGAGGAUUUGAACAUGUACGAAGCAUCGAAGGACGGCUUGUUUCGCGUGAGGAGAGAUGCAGAAAAUAACCCGGAUUUUGAAGAAACUAGGAAAGUUUUUGCCUCUAAGAUGACCAAAAUACAUAUGCAAAAGCAGCAAGAGGAGAUGGCAAAAAGCAGUCUGGCAGCAAGGAUCAAUGGUGGUCAUGCAAAAGUGUCAGAGAGCUCCAAAGACAGACCGCCCAUCAGUAGUUACAGACUGGGGAGUGAAGCAGCAGCCAAACCACCCAUCAUGUCUGGACCGAUGACUGGCAAUGCCAGUGUGAAUCCGUAUAUAUAUCAUGAAGGACAGAGACAUCAUCCAAGCAAUCUACAUGAUGGAUUUAGCAGCAGGGGUUUUGUAAACAGUUAUGACAGUAAGGACACUGGGAAUCAUAUUAACUCAAUACCAGUUCCUCCCCGGGCAGGGCCCUCCACAAGCCCUACUGGCACAUGGGUGUCAAAGAGUGAUUACACUUCUCAGGCUCCAUCAUCGCCUCUCUUUAGUAGUUGCUCCUCUGGUAGUUCACCCGGAGUGAGUCAAAAUCAUGACGGCACUUCUCCGUUGUGCCAGGGCCUACCUCAAACUCUUGGCACAUCAGGGAAGUCUCCUUCCCAGUCACCCACAGGAACCUACAGGGCUCCAGGGGACUUGAAUCACAAGCCUCAACAAAUUAGCUCUGGUCAGCAGUGCCAACCCAUUGCUGCCCAGUGGUCUGCCACUGGCCCGCAAAACGGGGUACUUCAUAACACUGGCACCUCAACCCCCUCACUCGUGCAGAUGAACCCACCUCCACUAAUCCCUUGCUUCCCAGCUGAGACACCCCAACCCAAAAGCAUCGCCACAGGUCAGAGCCAGGUAAGGCCGACCACAAGUGCUCCGACACCGUCGGCUACCAUACAGUCUUCCCUUGAUGAAUCCUCUAGCCCCUCUCGGGCACUCAAGCUGCCAUGCCAGACCCUCCAUAUGCAGACAGAUCAGGGGCCAUCUGUGGCUGAAAUAAAAUUAGAAGCUCUAACUGAACGCCUGGAAAAGGAGAUGGACGUCCAGCCAAAGGCUGAGUACUUUGGCAGUUGUGUGAAGUGCAGUAAGGCUGUUUAUGGAGCCAGUCAGGCGUGUCAGGCCAUGGGCAGCUUGUACCAUGACAGUUGCUUCACCUGUAGUGCUUGUUGUCGAAGGCUCCGGGGAAAAGCUUUUUACUACGUCUGUGGGAAAGUGUUUUGUGAAGAGGACUUCCUGUAUUCUGGGUUCCAGCAGUCUGCUGAUAAAUGUAAUGUGUGUGGACAUUUAAUCAUGGAUAUGAUCCUGCAGGCGCUGGGGAAGUCUUACCACCCAGGUUGUUUCCGCUGUGCCAUCUGUAAUGAGAGUUUGGAUGGUGUGCCUUUCACUGUGGACACAGAGAACAAGAUCUACUGUGUCAAGGACUACCACAGAGUUCUUGCACCCAAAUGUGCAGCAUGUCAUCAGCCAAUUCUGCCCUCUGAGGGGUCAGAUGAAACUAUUCGAGUAGUCUCAAUGGACAAGGACUACCAUGUAGAGUGCUAUCACUGCGAAGAUUGUCAUAUGGAGCUGAACGAUGAGGAGGGUCACCGCUGCUAUCCUCUUGAUGGACAUUUACUCUGUCACGCCUGUCACCUUAAACACAAGGACCUUGCAUCCCCUCAGUCUGCUGUAAACCACCACCACCACAGUCAGUUUUAAAGAUCUGACUCCCUCUUGUGGCUAUUCAGAGACAUCAUCAUUACCAAAGUUACUCAAUUACAUUACCAAAAAUGACUUAAAUUAAAGGCGCACGUGUGAGACACAUUAUUUUAUAUAUUGCGAUUCUGAAUUGUUUAGAAGCUUCCUGUUUUGUGUUUAUUAGACAUUUUUGUAGACUGGAUUCAAAAGGAAAUAAUUUACGAUACAUUGUUCACUGUUACAUUCGUAAAUCCUUAUGUGAUCCUUUAAAUAUUUGUUUUGACAGCUCACAAUUCUCAAACAGAGUUCUGUUUAAAGCAAUAAAUUAGAAUUGUUGAGCUUUUGUGUAUGGGCACACUGAAAUGCCUUGCAUGAAUGAUUGUGCCCGUGAGAGUUUGCUUAUCUUUUGAUUAAGGUAGAAUGUCUUUGCCAGGUUUGAUGUGUCCAGGAAUUGAAUGCGUUCCUAAACAUGUUUGCAGGUGAAGAAGAAUAUUUUCUUAAGGGCCUUGUACUACUUCAACAUAGCUCACUUACAAAUAUUGGUAAAGACCUAUUAAAUUAUUUAUUUACCUGUUUGAUUUAUGUGCGUUCUCAGAUGUAUUAAUCUCUUUCAGUAUUAUGUAUUUAUCUAUCUGCUCCUAUUAAAAAGAAGUAUGGGAGGUAUUCUGUGUUAUGCUAAUGAUGCCUUAAAAUUGUUGUCAUCAAGUUUAAUACAAAUCAUGAAUAAGUUUGAUAGUUUUUCUCUUUCUGUACAAGCUGCACAGUUUUCAGAUGAUUCAGUAAAUCAGAUUAUUGCAGUCAAUUGCUCCGCUCACUUUAGCUUGAUGCUGUUUUCUGUCAGUAGUCAGGUAUUUUGAGCCGGUUUAGCUCUGUAUAUUUCUGGAGUAACUCCGAAUUUAGUAGUUUGCUAUAACUUCUUUUAUAGCAUGCACUGAGCAAUAUAUGUUAAGUGCUUCAGAGUCACUUUAUUUUCAUAUUCAAAUAAAGUGUGAACACCCAGCUUCCCAGUUUUUAUUUUUAUUACGGAUUUAUAUUAUUUCAUUAUUUUUAUAUGAUUAUGAUUAACUUCCUGUGUGUAAAUUGUUACAUAAUCACAUGUCGACAUGUUUAUAUAGCGCUUUUUAUAUACAAUGUUUCAUUGCUUUAAAGCAGCUUUACAAGAAAGACAAAGAAGAAACACUUGGAAAUUAUGAAAUAUAGAGUAUUUAAUAGAAUAAAUAGUAUUAUUGCAAA